This is a messenger RNA of Clunio marinus, 7243 nucleotides long. The record is from the annotation of a GenBank genome assembly. NCBI's taxonomy places the organism in Eukaryota, Metazoa, Arthropoda, Insecta, Diptera, Chironomidae.
UAAAGAUUAUGUAUUUAACAUUGAUAUUCUAACUUUAAAUUAAGAAAACUGAUAAUAUUUGAAAAACGGCUCAAAAUAACAGCUGGCUGUGUAGUGGUUCAAAAAGUACUACGGUUCACACUGAAUAACAAAACAGCGCCUCUAUUAUAUUUCAGAAUGACUUAAAAGCGCGCUUUGAAUCCGAUAUUUUGUAAUACGCGAAAAAGUAUAAGAAAGAAAAAAGUCGCAAUUUCAAUAGAACAGAACGAAAAAUUCAUUUUAUGUAGAUAAACGUUGAAUAAAAAUAGUGAAGUUAGGGUAAAAAGCGAAAAUGCCGUGGUUUAAUAUAAGUGAUUUCAGUUUCAGUGAUUUCAUAAAGAAGAGAGUAUGCAAAUUCUUAAUAAAUAGAUACCUUGGAAGGUUCUUUGAAGAAAAAUUGACUGCAGAUCAAAUCUGCUUAGAUUUAUAUAAUGGAAAAGGUUCAGUUUACAAUGUGAAUUUGUGCUGUGAGGCAAUAAACAGCAUUUUUGAAGCACAAGGAUGGGACUUUGAGGUGACUAGUGGCCAAAUUGGUUCUGUAACUGUCAACGUGCCAUGGAAUUGUUUGAUGUCAGAAGACUCAUUCGUUGAAGUCAGCGAUUUACGAUUGUGUCUGCGACCGCAGGCGCGUGCUAAAGAUGAUGGUACAUCGAUGCUUGAAUCCAUGUGGAGUUCAAUGAGUAGCUCGAUGCAAUUGGCGCAAGAAUGUCUAGAGAAAAAUGAAGAUGAAGAGACGGUAACAGCUCAAAGUUCAUCAAAUAUGGAAGGGUUGGAGAAGUUUGCACUUACAAUUGAUAACAUUUUGAAUCGAAUAAAAGCGAAGUUCAUCAACACAGAAGUUCGACUCGAGUAUCUUCCUAAAGAUUCUGAUGUCGGCGUUACUUUAAUAAUUAAAAUUAAAAGUUUUGAAUAUCAAAACGAAGCGAGUAGUGAAGCACAACAGAAGGAUGAAAGUAGUGAGAAAAAUGAUCAGAAAACGAUUCUUCUUGCAACACACGACACACAUCAUAUUGCACUUGAAGAUAUCACGUUCUAUACCGAAGAAUUCCGGAUAGGUGCUUUAACUCUCUUUUUUACGCCUCGCCAAAUGCACAUGUUGCUUCUUCUCUGUGAUAUUCUACUCAAUGGUGAAGCUACACCAUCGAAUGUUGCUAAUGACAACAAUGAAAUGUCAUUUAAAGCCGAUAUUGAUGAGAAACAACGACGUUAUGCUGGUGGAUUGAUGACACAUCAAACAUGGUCUGGUGAUGAUUAUGGAUUUCAUAAUCAAGAGUUCACAAGUGCACGUGAUCUUCAUGUUAUAGACAAACUUCGACCUGUAAGCAGUGAUUCAGUUUUCUCAUCGAACAGCUCAUCAAUGACAAGUUCGAUGAUUUCGUCAGCGGGAAGUCAUAAUACAGCACGAAGACGUCGUGCAAUUGAAAGAGAUCAAAAUGCUGACAUUUCACAUUUUAGCAUUCGUAUAGCUGGAAUAUUUUUAGUGAUUCUACAUGAUGAUAUUCUUGUGACGACGACGACAGUGACGUCGACGCCUUUAAAUGAGUUGAGUGUUGACAAGUUGAUAAAUAAAUGUGAACAUUUCUUCAAUUAUGUAUCGGAUGGAAUUGCAACGUGCAACACAAGUGACUUGAUGAAAAUUGGAAGUGUAUUAAGAAGCGCUUGCUGUGAUAACAAUCAUCUUCGUUUGAUGUUAGCUCCGGUUAUUGUCGAUGGUGAGGAAAGACGAACAGUGAAAGGAAAUUGCACGAAAUUGAAUAUUUCCAUUUCACGUGCUGAUGUUCAUGAGAUUCUUGGUGAUCUUUGUCUUCCGAUUAUUGAAUUUUAUCGAAAAGAUUCAACGACAAUGAUUCCGGAGAUGCCUGAAGUGUCAGUGACAAUGGAGAAAACGCUUUAUGUCUUAAAGGGAUCAACAGGCAAACAAUAUUUUGCGCCGCGUCUAAAUUUAGGCAUCACAUUGGCAACAGGAAAAUUGGACUUUGAUAUUUCAGUCUUUGAUCGUCUUAACGCUUUGUUUUCUUCGCCAUUCAGUAGUUUCAUGUCUGAUGGAAUGUCAUCUGAUCAAGAUAACGUCAAUGAACUUUCGCCGAAUUCACAAAAAAUCGUGCAAUCAAAAUCAAAAAUAAAGAUUCAGUCAGAGACAUUUAAUUUGGUGUUACGAUUUCCAAUUGUUGAUUUGCGACCGAUACAUGAUCCGGAGAAACGUCCUUGGUGGCAACGAAACAUUCGAACAGAUUUUAUUGUUUUCAAGUUUUCGGAUUUUCAACUUAACAUCAUUUCACCAAGCACUUACGAUGUCAUUGCAAAUGAGAUUCUUGUUCAAUAUCUUGAAACAGAAAAGGCAACCCCUAUUAAUGUCGCAAAAGCUUCGUUCUUUGUUAAUUCAUCUGGAAAAUAUUAUCCAUCAUCGACAGAUUAUCCCCGAAUUGUUGUGCAAUUUCCAACCGAUGAACAACUUCAAGAUAUGAACGAAGCUUUUAUUCGAGAGCAAAGUAAUCGAAAGUCAGAGGACACUGACAGUGAUCCAGCAUCGGGCGAUAGCAUCAAAAUUAAUCUGUCAAAGGAUUCAACGCCUUUUGGAACAAAAAAAGUGUGUAGAGAAAGUGACACGCCUCAUGGAAAGAGUGAUGAAGAUGAAUCUGAAACACUUUUGAUUCCUGGUGAUCGUGAUGAGAUAAACAAUUUCUGUGAUAAUGCAAUGAAAUUUUCUAAAAUUCAAAUCAAAGUUGAUCUUCCUGUUGUGAGCGUUCAGUUAAAAUCAAAGCAUCUUUAUGAAGUCAUCUAUAAUCGAAUAAUUUCUGAUAUUCUUAUGUGGGAAUCGAAUGUACCGAAAGCUAAACCACCGGAAGUUCCAAUAACAUUGAAAAAGCCACCAGAUUCAUUGAUGAAUGCUGGAAUGAUGGAUUCAAUGUAUGCACCUUUUGCAAUGUGUAAGAGUAAGAUAAACUUCGAAUCAAGUUCAUCAGCAACAAAUUCAGAGAGUGAGAGUGACAAUGAUCAAAUUUUUUAUUCAAUGAACGACAAAAAUCGUGGUGGAAAGAAAUUACUUCCGAUUUAUCAGAAAGAUUACAGCAAUUCAGUGUCAUUUCAACUUCAUAUUGGUCAAGGUAUGAUGACAAUGUAUGCACCGGUGAGAGACACACAAAAUCAUGUCGUGCCGGGACAACUUGGUGAGUUCGUUCUUCGAGUUAAUUCAACAAAAAUUUUCACUGUUAGCAGCUAUCAUGGCAACUCAAAUAUUGGUUAUUUCUGCAUUCAAUCAGCGAACUUGGAAGUGUUUCAUUGUGGAUUACUUCCAGUGCCGAUACAGAAUCCACCGUUACGUGACAUUUAUUACAGUCUUCCAGCUUGGUUGAAAAGUACACUUUAUGCAACACCAAAGAAUUUAACACUCAAUGAGAAUCGUGGAUCAUUAAAACGUGACAUGAUCUCGUUAGCUGUUCAAAUUAAAGCAAAUCCCGAUCAAGGAUUAAAGCGAACGAAAAUAUCUGUUGGAGUACAAAUGGCAACAUUGCGACAUAACUCAACGCUUUCUGAACAUCUUUGGUUGACACAACUCAUGGAUAUGUUUGAUAUUAAGGAAGACAUUGUCCCCGGUUACACGCCAUAUACAAAUUUAACAGAAUUUCAUUUGCAUUUAUGGGAUUGUGCAAUUGAUUAUCGUCCACUUCAUUAUCCAUUUCGAGCGAUAGCAACAAUUGGAAAUUUCAUGAUAAGUUCAAAUAUAGCGACGGGAAGUGUUGGAUGUACAUUAAGAUUUGUUGCUGAAGAUGCGACACUUUCUUUAGCACCACAAAUUCUCAACACAACAAAUGAGAAUCAGAAGAGAGAUGACGAGAACAAAAUUACUUCACUUCCAUCAACGGAGUUAAUUUGUGUCACUGAAAUGGGAUUAUUUGAGAUAUCAUUACGUUUGAAUGAUAAAGUUACGCCAUUAUCACCGAAAUAUGAUUUAAGAGCUGCAAUUAAAGAUGUUCAUAUUCGAACAUGUUCAGAUUCAGGGAAAGCUCUGUUAGAGUUUAUCAGUUAUUUAGCAUCGGAAGGUGAUUUGGUAGAUGAACAAGAAAAUGAUGAAGUGAGAAGUGAAGCAUCAAGCAUGCCACAAUCUAAUGAACCCGAAGAUGAUCCAUUACUUCAAAUGAAGACUUCAGAUCGAAUUGCACCUGAAGUGACACAAACACAACAAAAUCAUGUGAAGUCAUUGAUGGCUGAUGCAAUGGAAGAAAGUAUUUACAUCCCAAGUUCACAUAAUCAUCACGCAAACAUCAACAACACCUCAAAUGAUGAUUCUGACGAGUUAGUUGAUCUUGGUACAGAUGUUUUCUUCUUUCCCGAUGAGCAAGAGAAGAGAGAAAUUCGUUUUGGUGCGGUGAGAAAAGCUGACAGUUAUAAACGGCGAUGUGCAAGUGAAGAUUCAAUCAGCAUCGAUUCAUCGAGUUAUCGUGAUGAUGAAGAGAUUUUCGUGAGACGAUUUGAGCAGAAGGAAGAAGAAGAUUCAGGAAGUGUCAACACAGAAAUGCGCGAACUACUUGACUUUGAGUCGUCAGUGAUGGUCGGAUUGAAGGAACCAAUUGAAGAUUUUGAUCCAUUACCGCAAGUUGAAAUGGAUCUUGGAGAUAUUUCAAAGUAUGAAACUCCACCAAAAAGACCGCAACCUGCAAGAGGAAGAAUCAGUUCAGAUUCAGAUGACGAUUUUUGUAUUGUUGCUGAUGAAGAACGUCCAUCAUAUGGCGAUGUUCAAGUUGCACAAACUGAUGAUCCAAUAAGAAUCAUUGAUAAUCAUUUUAGCGCACCACAUGGCAAACCAGAUCUUUUGAAAGCUCCAGCUGAUUUUCCUAUGGCUGUACAACGUUACACGCUUUGCGAAAUGACUUUGGUGUGGCACAUGUUCGGUGGGCAUGAUUUUCCGAAUGACGAUGAUAAGAAAAAGGAGAAAGAAGAACGAGAUGAGAUUAAUCGACGAGCUUUCACGAAUUAUCCAAUGUCAGAAGUUUACAAGAUGGGAGUUUCAUACACAAAAGGCUCGCCAAGUUUAACACUUGGUGGUGGUGGUGGAAAUCAAACGAAACUCACAUGGAAAACUCGUGGUGGUUAUGGAAGAAAACACGACAUUUUAAUGGAAAUUCAUUUAAAUAAAGUGAGAUUUUCACAUGAAACUUAUCCAACAACAACCGAACAAGCAUCACGUCAAGUUCUUCUCGUCACUGAGUUGGAAAUCCGCGAUCGUUUAGCGAUUUCCAAUAUUAACAAAUUUUUAUAUCAUCCAACUGUUGGAUUUAGAACACGACAAGGAAAUCAUCACAUGGUGGUGAUAAAAGCACUUCAUCUUCGACCAGAACCAGCAUUGAAAACACAAGAAUGUUGCUUAAGAAUUUCACUUCUUCCAAUUCGUUUGAAUAUUGAUCAAGAUUCACUUUUAUUCCUUAUUAAUUUUUUCAAUGAGUUGAGUGGUGGGAAAGAUUUUAAUGAAUCAAAAACAAAUAACGCACAAAAUGCUUUAAAACUUCACCAACCGCCAGUUAUGAUGGUGGAACUUCCAGAAGCAGCACAAGAAUUACAAGCAAGAAAAAUGGUUUCGGAAAAUCUGACGUUGUUGUUAAAUGAAGAUGAAAGUGGAGUUGGUGAAGAUGACGAUGAAGACCGACAUCGUCAAGGUUCGGCAAAUGCUGGAACAACAGAAGCACCAAACGAAACAUCAACCGACACUUCAUCGCCAAUCUUCUUCCGUCAUGUUAUCUUCAGCCCCGAUGUUCCAAUUCGUUUGGAUUAUCAAGGAAAGCGAGUUGAAUUGUCACAUGGCCCAUUGGCUGGUCUUUUAAUGGGCUUAGGACAACUUCAAUGUUCUGAAAUUCGAUUGAAGAGAAUUUCAUAUCGACAUGGGAUUUUGGGUGUCGAUCGUUUGUUGAAUUAUUUGAUUCAAGAAUGGCUUCACGACAUCAAAAAACGACAGUUACCAAAGAUUCUUGGAGGUGUUGGACCAAUGUAUUCGCUUGUUCAACUAUUUCAAGGAAUCUUCGACUUGUUCUGGUUACCAAUUGAACAAUAUCAAAAGGAUGGUCGUAUUGUGAGAGGAAUUCAACGUGGAGCUCAGAGCUUUACAGCUCGAACAGCUUUGGCAGCUUUAGAAAUUACAUCACGAAUAAUUUAUUUGCUUCAAAUAACUGCAGAGACGGCUUUUGAUAUGGUUUCACCAGUUGGACCAUCAGUUCGUCGUCGUGUUAAUCGUAAGGGUAAAAGAAAAAGAAUUCAUCCUCCUCAGGAUAUCCGUGAAGGAAUGUCAAAUGCUUACCAUAUUGUCAAAGAUGGUAUUGGUGACACUGCACAAACGAUCAUUCAGAUGGCUGCGUUAGAACAUGAUCAGAAAGGAUACACGGGUGCAGUUGGGGCUGUCAUGCGACAGAUUCCACCGACAAUGGUUCGACCAAUUGUGUUGGCGACGCAAGCAACGACAAACGUUCUUGGCGGCUUGAAGAAUGAGCUAAUUCCAAAUGCUCGCAUUGAGGCAAAAGAAAAGUGGAAGGAUGAUGAAGAAAAUUAAUUAAUUGCUCAAUGCAAUUUAGUUUAAGUCUGAGGUUAAGAAAGAGUCGACGAUCGUGAAAUAAUUAUGAUUAGCAAAAUAACAACUCACAAAUGAACGAAUAUUUGUGAAAGAAGUAAAAUGAUUAAAAUCAAACUUAAUUAAUCGAUAACUUUUCCUAUGAUUUUUAAUUCUUUUUUCUUUAAAUUGUUUUAAUCGAAUUUUGGUAAAAUAUUGGAAAAGGGAAUGAAAAUUAGGUCAUUGAAUUUUUCACAUGAAAACUUUAACUCUGAAAACAAAAUUUGACGAUCAUUGAAAUUCAUCAAAAUGUUUAAGGAGUGAAAAUGUAAACUUUUCAUUUUUUCUGUUUCAAAUGAAUCGAUAGUUCAUUCUACAACUAUUAAUGACUCUUAAUAAAUAAAUUUUUUUUUGCCAUUUUUCGUUUGAUGUGCUGACAUAAUUACCUAAUUUAUUUUCAAAAUAAAAAAGUUUCAUUUCUCUUAUUCAUAGCAUAAAUUUUAAAUCGAAAAGCAAAAUAAUAAGAAGCAUCGUUUUUAAUUUGUUUCACGCCCAUAAAUUAAUCAUUAAUUAAUUAACCCCGUUUUUUACAUGCAAGAUUCUUAUCGAUAAAUGCUUGAAAUUUUCUCAGCAAAGUUUUAUUUUAUUUUCUUCAAUCAAAAUGCUAUUUUUGGAAUAAAAACCAAUUAAAUU